Messenger RNA from Papaver somniferum (opium poppy), 2240 nucleotides. RefSeq names its product sulfate transporter 1.3-like. Gene Ontology annotation, molecular function: secondary active sulfate transmembrane transporter activity. Gene Ontology annotation, cellular component: membrane. Gene Ontology annotation, biological process: transmembrane transport. Lineage: Eukaryota; Viridiplantae; Streptophyta; Magnoliopsida; Ranunculales; Papaveraceae. Bases 163 to 2133 code for a protein of 656 amino acids. The record is from RefSeq and is a predicted model, not a curated record. The transcript is spliced from 14 exons.
UCUCAAUUCAAAUGAAGCUUGCAUUUACUUAACUGUCUUUUGCUUGGUGAUUCGUGUUGUUGAGAACUAGAGAUUUAUAUACAAACAAGUAUUACUUCUCUAAGUGAAAAAUUCAGGUGUUUACUACUUAAUAGAUCCAUCGGAACCCGGUGAUAUAGAAGGAUGGGUCAUUCAAUUCUUUCUAUUGAUGAUAAGGACGAUGGUAGCAUGCCGCCAUCGCGGAGGCAUGCAAACGGCGAGCCCAAUGUUCAAAAGGUCGCAGUGCCACCAAAGCAAAAUAUGUUGAAGGAUAUUAAAUCCAUAACAAAGGAGUUUUUGUUUUCGGAUGAACCUUUACGUCCUUUCAAGAACCAGACAAUAGCAAGAAAGUUCCUCAUAGGACUCCAAACUCUGUUUCCCAUUCUUGAAUGGGGAAGAGAAUAUACCUUAUCCAAAUUAAAAAAUGACUUGGUUGCAGGAAUCACUAUUGCGAGUCUCAGUAUUCCUCAGGAUAUUGGGUACUCUAAACUUGCUAAUCUGGAACCACACUAUGGAUUGUACACAAGUUUCGUUCCACCAUUGGUUUAUGCGUGCAUGGGGACUUCAAGAGAUAUUGCCAUCGGAGCAGUAUCAGUUAUAUCUCUCUUGUUGGGAACUCAAUGUUCGGCAGAAGCUGAUCCCAUAAAAAAUCCAAUUGAAUACCAUAACCUGGUAUUUACAGCUACAUUUUUUGCUGGGCUUGUUCAGUUCUUGUUUGGGUUUUUCAGAUUAGGAUUCUUGGUUGACUUCUUAUCUCAUGCUGCACUUGUGGGGUUUAUGGGGGGAGCUGCAAUCGUAAUUUCGGCUCAACAACUUGCACUAAUACUCGGCAUAAGGGGUUUUACGAAGAAAAAUGACAUUGUCUCCGUCAUGCAAUCAGUAUUUGGUUCAAUGCAUCAUGGAUGGAACUGGCAAUCAGCAGCCAUAGGAACACCGUUCUUGGCUUUCUUAUUUCUUGCCACCUAUCUAGGAAGUAAGAACAGGAAAUUCUUCUGGUUGUCGGCUAUAGCUCCUUCUUUCUGUGUUGUCACGUCUACCGUCAUUGUGUAUCUCACUCGUGUCGACAGGGACGAUGUUCAAAUAGUCAACUACAUAAGGAAAGGUAUCAAUCCAGUCACGUUUCAGGAUAUUUAUUUCUCAGGUAAAUAUCUCGCUGCAGGAAUGAGGAUUGGCGCGGUGGUAGGCAUGAUCGCUUUAUCGGAAGCUAUAGCGAUUGGACGAACAUUUGCAGGCUUGAAAAAUUAUAAACUAGAUUCAAACAAAGAAAUGUUGGCAAUGGGAUCAAUGAAUAUGGUUGGUUCCAUGACAUCGUGCUAUGUGUCUACAGGCUCAUUCUCUCGUUCCGCUGUGAACAACAUGUCCGGUUGCAAAACUCCGGUUUCAAAUAUUGUGAUGUCUGGUGUUGUUCUACUAACUCUUCUAGUGAUCACACCCCUUUUUAAGUACACCCCAAAAGCUAUUCUUGGUGCUGUUGUUAUAUCUGCCGUCCUCACCUUACUCGAUUACAAAGAAAUGAUUCGUAUUUAUAAAAUCGACAAAUUCGAUUUUGUUGCUUGCAUGGGAGCGUUUAUGGGUGUUGUAUUUACAACUAUCGAAAUGGGGCUUUUAAUUGCAAUCGUCAUAUCCGUCCUAAAAAUCCUGUUACAAGUGACAAGGCCGCGAACAGCACUACUUGGGAAAAUCCCAAGAACAACAAUUUACAGGAGCGUCGAGGAAUAUCCCGAUGCGUAUAAAGUUCCCGGCGUCCUGAUUGUGAGAGUGGAUUCGGCAAUAUACUUUCCCAACAGCAAUUACGUAAAGGAGAGGAUCUUGAGAUGGUUGGUUGAUGAAGAAGAACAUCUUACUGCAAAAGGCCUACCACAAAUCAGACACUUGAUUGUCGAUAUGUCAUAUGUUACCGACAUUGAUACCACUGGGAUUAAUGAACUUGAGCUUUUAUUUAGGACCCUGCAGAGCCAAGAUGUUCAGCUUAUCCUUGUCAAUCCUGGGGCAUCGGUGAUGGAUAAACUUCAUUCAUCAAAAAUCGAAAAUGUCAUUGGUCCCAGCAAUAUCUAUCUUACCGUGACAGAAGCAGUUAAGAGAUGCAACCCAAAGACUACAAUCGAUGAAGUGUAAAGUUUGUCGCAGAAAGUACGACAACCUUGGAAAAGGAAUUCGACAUAUUUAUCAAGGAAAGGAAUUACACAGUUUUCUUUAAUUAUUAACAUCUGAAACGUACAUGA